Messenger RNA from Lampris incognitus (smalleye Pacific opah), 2442 nucleotides. It is a transcript of the gene guf1, whose product is annotated as GTP binding elongation factor GUF1. The transcript is spliced from 18 exons. Lineage: Eukaryota; Metazoa; Chordata; Actinopteri; Lampriformes; Lampridae. Bases 212 to 2296 code for a protein of 694 amino acids. Gene Ontology annotation, molecular function: mitochondrial ribosome binding; GTPase activity; GTP binding. Gene Ontology annotation, cellular component: mitochondrion. The record is from RefSeq and is a predicted model, not a curated record. Gene Ontology annotation, biological process: positive regulation of translation.
AAAUCACGUAUCGGCGAUAUUGACUACCCUUUACCUUUUGUGUCCGUUUUAGACUCACAGCGGGCGUUUCAUCCAGCUGAAUAGAUCACACAGUACCGCCCCGGUGCUGGGUACCGCUGGUUUAUAAGGCAGGGCGCUAAAGUGGCCUCUCGUAUUGUGGAUUUAGUGACGAUGGCGUGAAGCGGCGGCGGCUUUAAGGCGACUUGUCGACAUGCAGCGGUGUGCCGUCACGCACGCGCUACUCAGACGCCGCUGGGUGGGGAACCUUCCCGCGUGCUCGGCGGGCGCCAGGAGGGUCCACACGCAGCCGGACAAGGCGGAUGCUAUUGACUUGUCCAAGUUCCCUGUGGAAAGGAUCAGGAAUUUCAGCAUCAUUGCCCAUGUUGACCAUGGAAAAAGCACUCUGGCUGACAGGUUGUUGGAAUUAACAGGUGCCAUAGCAAAAACGGAGAAGAACAAACAGGUCCUGGACAAGCUGCAGGUGGAGCGGGAGAGGGGGAUUACCGUGAAGGCCCAGACGGCCUCGCUGUUUUACACCCACCAGGGCCACCAGUAUCUGCUGAACCUCAUCGACACGCCGGGACAUGUUGACUUCAAUUAUGAGGUGUCCAGAUCAAUUUCUGCUUGCCAGGGUGUCCUGCUGAUCGUUGAUGCCAACCAGGGCAUUCAAGCGCAGACUGUGGCGAACUUCUACCUGGCAUUUGAAGCCCAGCUGACAAUCAUCCCCGUCAUCAAUAAGAUUGAUUUGAAAAACGCGGACCCAGACAGGGUGGAGGCGCAGAUCGAGAAGGCGUUUGAUAUUCCAGGAGAAGAAUGCAUUAGGAUUUCAGCCAAACUCGGAAUGAAUGUUGAGCGAGUGCUGCAAGAGAUUGUGACCAGAAUCCCACCACCGACAUUUAGUACCGAUGACCCGUUUAAAGCCCUCGUGUUCGACUCCAAAUUUGACCACUACCGAGGAGUGGUAGCCAACAUCGCCGUGUUUGGAGGUCAAGUUAGAAAAGGGGACAAGGUAGUGUUGGCUCACCUGGGCAAAAGCUACGAGGUUAAUGAGCUAGGUGUGCUCCGACCAGAUGAGCAUCCGACAAACAGACUGCAUCCGGGUGGCGUGGCGGUCUAUUACGUUUCCUACCAACACGGAGACCACCGGUUCGAAUCCCCAUGUGUGGCUUGGUCAGUCGUCCCUACAGACGCAAUCGGCCGUGACUGCGGGUGGGAAGCCGGAUGUGGGUACGCAGGCCAAGUGGGCUAUAUGAUAGCAGGGAUGAGGGACGUGAAGGAGACACAGAUCGGCGACACCGUUUAUCUCCUGCAGCAGCCGGUAGAAGCCCUUCCAGGGUUCAAGCCUGCAAAGUCCAUGGUGUUUGCUGGCAUGUAUCCCGUGGACCAGUCAGAAUACACCGCCCUCCACAGCGCCAUUGACAGACUGAUGCUGAAUGACUCCAGUGUGAGUGUUCAGAGGGACAGCAGUCUUGCCCUGGGAAUGGGAUGGAGGCUUGGUUUUCUGGGCCUUCUCCAUAUGGAGGUGUUUAAUCAAAGGCUGGAGCAGGAGUACAACGCCUCCGUCAUAGUGACGGCGCCCACUGUGCCGUACAAGGCCGUCCUCUCCUCACCCAAACUCAUUAAGGAACAUGGCGGUGAGGAGAUCACCAUCGUGAACCCUGCUCAUUUUCCAGAUAAAUCCGUAGUGUCGCAUUAUUUGGAGCCCAUGGUAAUGGGGACCAUCCUGACUCCAGAUGACUACACUGGCAAUAUUAUGAAUCUUUGUUUGACUCGCAGAGCCAUUCAGAAGAAUAUGGUGUACAUUGAUGACCAUCGAGUGAUGAUGAAGUAUCUCUUCCCUCUGAAUGAAAUUGUUGUCGACUUCUACGACCUUCUCAAAUCGUUGUCUUCUGGAUAUGCCAGCUUUGACUAUGAGAAUGUGGGCUACCAGCCUGCUGAUCUGAUAAAAAUGGAUUUUCUGCUGAAUGGGAAGCCUGUGGAAGAACUCACCACAAUCGUACACAAAGAUAAGGCGUAUUCCAUGGGGAAAGCCAUGUGUGAGCGUCUGAAAGACUCCAUACCAAGGCAGAUGUUUGAGAUUGCCGUACAAGCAGCUGUUGGGAGUAAGAUCAUUGCAAGGGAAACAAUAAAGGCGUAUAGAAAAAAUGUCCUGGCAAAAUGUUACGGGGGGGACAUCACGCGGAAAAUGAAGCUGCUGAAGAAACAGGCCGAAGGCAAAAAGAAGAUGCGACGCAUCGGCAACGUGGACGUUCCCAAGGACGCUUUCAUCAGUGUCCUAAAGAGGAAGGACAAGUAGCGAUCCUUGACUUGCAUCAUUAUUUAUGGGACAUAAGCAAAAUGUUGCUGAACGAGUCUUUGUUAUUAAAGGCUGAAAUGUAGAUAAUUUACUGAAUAAAUCUGGAAUCAGGUGCACUUUAUUUGUCGAUUCAUUUCAUGCACUUG